This is a messenger RNA of Phlebotomus papatasi, 14102 nucleotides long. RefSeq names its product RNA-binding protein Musashi homolog Rbp6 (gene msi). Gene Ontology annotation, cellular component: cytoplasm. The transcript is spliced from 4 exons. The record is from RefSeq and is a predicted model, not a curated record. Gene Ontology annotation, molecular function: RNA binding. NCBI's taxonomy places the organism in Eukaryota, Metazoa, Arthropoda, Insecta, Diptera, Psychodidae. The coding region runs from base 900 to 2159 and encodes 419 amino acids.
AAGUUGGAACACUAGGUAGGAGCUACACAUGCACAGACAGUCAUUUUAGUCCGGUCUCGACCGUAGUAUCGUGAAUGUGUACUUUGACAGUAUUUCGAAACUCGAUCGUUGUUUUUUUCUUUUUGUUUGUAAAUUGAUUAAACAUCCACAGUUUUUGAGUUGUGUAUUGUUUCUACCGGUGAAAUGAUCAAUAAUCGUUGAUGUUUGCAAGCAGUACUGGUGAUUGUAGGACUAUUAGUGAGCCAGGUAGCUCAAAGUUAAUUGUGUGAGACACAACCGGGAAUUUUGAAGGGAAAGAAAAAGAAGGAGAAAAAGAAAUUGACAAAAAAAAAUCGAAGGAUAUUAAAGAAAGGGCGAAAAGGCGGCUAUCAAUAAGUGUCAUUUCCUCAAUUUCCAUAGGAGUUCGUUUUUAUUUUAAUUAAUUCAGGAUUACUUUUAUCCGGAAAUUCGGUAAUAAUUGAGUUUUGUGCGCGGAAUACGAUAAACAUCCAACUUGCCGUAUGAUUUGAUUAAAAAUGAAAUAGAAGUGUCACAGAAUUAUAUCGCAAGCCAUAGAAUACAUUGAAGUAACAUUGUAAAUUCAAAAGAUUCUACUCUCGAGACUUGGAGGUUUUGCGAAAAACAACAAAGUUUCAAAGAAUAAUAUUAUCUUGAAAGAAAUUUGAGAAAAAAAAAAACUCAUAACGAGAUUAGAGACAAGAAAAUAAUUUUUUUUUUUGAAAAAAAAAAGUGAAAAAAGGCAAUAUUAAGCCAUAAAAACGAAAAGUGCAGAGAGAUUCUUGAUUAGUUGGUGUUGCGUUGCUGGGGAAGAUAUAUAAGAAGUUGAAGGCACAUUGGUGAACGGGGACGACAUAAGGGUCCAGCAAUCACAGACAAAAUAUUUAACUACGUCUUCAGCCAUGCUAUUCGAGAAUCCGGCUGUGGCUGCUAAAUUACCUUUUCCGUAUAAUAUACCGCCACCGAUGCAGGCUGCCGCUGGGGUCCCACAAAUCAGUGCGGGCCUCGAAUCGAAGCCACUCAUCGAUCACGACCUGCAAAAUGCCUUGAUAGCCAUCAAUCCGAUGAAUGGGACGCCAGUGAAUGGGACUGCAAUCAAUGGAACCACAAAUUCACAUUCAAGCUCAUCGGGCAGAUCCACACCAAACACAGGAACAGAUCCCGCUCCUGGGAAGCUCUUCGUGGGCGGUCUGAGUUGGCAGACGAGUGCGGACAAACUGAAGGAGUACUUUGGGAUGUUCGGCACAGUCACAGAUGUUCUCAUCAUGAAGGAUCCAGUCACACAGCGGAGUCGUGGCUUUGGCUUCAUCACAUUCUCAGACCCAUCGAGCGUAGAAAAGGUACUGAAGGUACCAAUUCACACGCUGGACGGCAAGAAGAUUGAUCCGAAGCAUGCCACACCGAAGAAUCGCCCCAAGCAGGCCAACAAGACGAAGAAGAUCUUUGUGGGUGGCGUGAGUCAGGAUACAUCGGCGGAUGAAGUUAAGGGAUACUUCAGUCAAUUUGGCAAAGUGGAAGAGACAGUGAUGCUCAUGGACCAGCAGACAAAGCGCCAUCGUGGCUUUGGCUUUGUCACAUUUGAAAAUGAGGAUGUGGUGGAUCGUGUUUGUGAGAUUCACUUCCAUACCAUCAAGAAUAAGAAGGUUGAGUGCAAGAAGGCGCAGCCAAAGGAGGCAGUAACGCCGGCGGCACAGCUGCUGCAGAAAAGACUGAUGCUGGGUGGUCUUGGUGUCCGGAUGGCGGCUCCGGCACCCAUUGUCGGUCCCGCUGGUACAGUGGCGACCACCAAUCCACUCGCCAUGGUACAGGCUCAGGCUCAGGCGGCUCAGGCAGCCGCCGCAGCACUUCAAGUACAAAAUGCAGCAGCCGCCGGCUUCGGAAAAGUCUUCACAACAUAUCCACCGACUCUUCAUAGUUUUAGAUAUGCGCCGUAUCCUAUUCCCGCCGGAGCCGCUGCUGCAGCUGCCCAUGCAGUGUCUGCCCCACAGCCACAGCCCCAACCCGCCGCGGCCCCCACGCAGACCACGGCGGCGGCCGCCCUUGCAGCCGCCCCAGUGGCACCCGGAAAUCCCUAUCAGGGCUACAGUCUCACGAAUGUGGACAUGUCGAGCUUCCAGGGUGUCGACUGGGGCUCCAUGUAUGGCAUGGGAAUGUAUGUGUAGGGCGCACUUGGUCCCCAAAAGUGCUUUCAAUGUGUGCCACUGUGAGGCCCAUGUGAAAGAUGAUGGUCAGAGAGGAGUGAAGCUAAAUUGGAAUGGACAUGUGACACUGGGAGAUGAAUUUUGGGGAGGAUCUAUUAAUUUGAAAUCUGGAUAAGAUUGGGGCUUUUGACGAAAAAAAAAACAAAUAUUACACUUUACAGCAAGGACGACAAAUGAAAUUAAUUAAAAAAAAAACGAUGAAAAAAGCCUCAAAAAGAGAAUUGAAACACUGAGGACGAAAGAAAAUGCAUGAAGACCAACGGAGGAGGAAGAGGCAUCAAAUUGAGAGGAAGAAAAUUCCUCUGGACAUGUGAUCGAAUGAACAACAGAAGAUGGAUUAACUUUUUUCAGAAAGACAGAGGAUAAACUCAUGAAGUCAUAUUUUCAAAACGUUGAAAUUCAAAGAGAAAAAAAAACAAAAGAGGUAUUAGUAGAUAUUACUCACAACCCAAAAAAAAUAAAAGAAGAAAAAACAAAACAAUCCACGGAGGAGACAAUGUAGUUAGUGAACUAAAUUUUGAGACAGAAGGAUACUCAAAAUACUUAAUGGACAGCAAAGGAUUUAACAAAAAACAAAAGAAAAGAAUAUCUAAUUCUCUUUUAGACGCCAACCAACAAACCAAACCUGCUUUAUCUUAUUUUCUUCUUCUUUAUAUUUUCAAAUCCAGAAAGAGAGGGAUUUAUUAGAUAUCCAGAGAGUGAGAGAGCGUGAGAUGGAGAUUGGGAAGAGUUUGAAAAAAGAAACCCAAGAGAAAAAAGCCACAAGAACAACCCACCAAGCUAAAAAAAAAAACAAAAUAGUUACAAGGAAAAAUUUUUACAAGAGACACAAGCGAUGAGAGACGAGAAAAGCCAUUUCCGAUGAGUAUAAACCAAACAAAAACCUUUUAGAAAAAAUACAUAAACAAAAAAUAUCUAAAUUUUACUUUUAGUGAAAUAAUACAUUUAAAAAAAAUAGAUGGCAGAAGUAAAAAAAAAUAGAUUAGAAGAAUGUAAGAUUUGGUUUCAUCGUAAGUUUUUACAAAUUCUCUACCAUUUUUGAAUGUAUAACCAGAAAAUACUAUAUAUACGUAAUAUCUCUUUCGAUUUAUCUGAAAUUUUUUAAUUGCAGCAAAUCUUAGAUAUUUGUUUGUCUUUUUUUGGUAAUUAUUCCUUUAACAAAAAAUACAAAUCUGAAAUAUUAACAGUUUUUUAACAAUUUGUCGUAAUUUUAUUUAUACUAAUAACCUGAUUCAUUAGAUGCUCUUGUAAAUUUUUUUUUAGAAAAAAACAACCAUUUAAAAGCAGAAUUUUCGUAAAUAGAAAAAUCAAUGAGAAUAAAAUAGAGAAAAAGACCUCUUUAACCUAUUUUAUUAACAUACUUUUUGGUUUUAUAUGUUAGUUAUUUUGAAGUAAAUAAAUUCACUAAAACUCCCUUAACAGAAAUUAAUGAAAAAUUUAUUCACCGAAAUAGUAUUUUUUUUUAAUUUUUUUUUCAGCAAAUAACCAUAUAAAAUAGUUCAGUAUACAAAAGUGAUAAAGAAUUUUCCCAAUUCUUUUGUAUAGAUAUUUUCUUUUUAGAUUCCUUUAACGAAAUUUAAAGAAAAAGAAAACCUAUUUACAAAAUAAUAAAAUAGAUUUUUCCAUUAGAAUUCUUUUAUCUACUUCAUCCUUUCUUAUUCUUUCUCUUUCUUAUUCUUUAGUUUUAGUCUGUAUUUUGCAAAAGUAUUUGAAAACAAAAUAAUAUUUCCACUUUUCCAAUAAAAUUUCAAUUUUUCUCUUUAGAAAUUUAACUUUUAAUAAAUAAAAAAAAACUUUUCCAAUAUUAAUAUUUCAAGAUAGUACGAAAACAUUGGUAACAUAUUUCUUCACCUAUAAAAUACACCAUUUAGAAUAUCCUUUUCUUGUUUCCUUGAUUUUUUUUUUGUUGUUUUUUGGAGAACGAGUAGGACUUAGCCAAAAGAAAACCUAAACAUCAUCAUACAGUAUUAUUAAAUAAAAUAUUGAAAAAAAGUAAUAUAUUUAAUUGUAAUAACUGUGGUGCCUAAAACAAACAAAAAAAAUAUUUCUCAAUGAAGAAAGUAAUAAGAAGUUGAUGCAAAUUUAAUCCAAAACUAUCAUGAUCACAUGGUCUUUAGAUGAUUUGAAUGUUUUUUGCAAAAAAGAAUUUGUAGAAAAAGAUCUUUAACGUCAGUUUCUUGCCUCCCUCUUCUUGUCAUAUUGCAGACUUUUUUAAUCGAAUGUAUUUUGCAGUUAUAUUUCUAGCAAAAUUAGCUUGAAUAAAAAUUGAUAAAUGAUUUUUUUUGAGCAUGCAACACAAUCCGAUUUCAGAAAGAAUAAAAGUAAAAGCGAAUGAAAAUUCUCAAAUUGCUCGAACUUAAAAGAGAUUUUUCGUGUUUACUGAGAAAACGUCAAAAAUCUUUCCAGAAACUAUUAAAAAAAUAAGGCUUAAAAUACGCUUUUAUGUCGAUUCAAAACUGUUCUUUUAUGAACUUCUAGACCUUUCAAAUAAAAUUAAUCUUAUCCGAAUCGGUUGAUAAAUACGUCGUUUAGAGCAUCUGUCUCCUAUACGACCUUGAAAAAUAUGAAAAGGUGUUUCAUAGCAAGUUUCAGGCUAAGACUUUUUUUCAAUUUCCAUUUUUUCAGGCAAUAUAAAAUUUAAUUUGAGUGAAUAAACAAAAUCUUCAUGAAUUUUUAUUGCAAAAGGUUUUGAGAAUUUAAAUUGAGAACAGUUGACAGCGCCACUCAGGGGGAUGAUAUUAGCUCUAAAAAAAAAUGCGACCAGUUUUAGUGUAAAUUUUUUCCCGUUUUCGUACAAAUUUCAUGAGAUAUCUCCGAAACUAUGUAGGUUGCCAAUUUGGGGUUUUCGGUUGCCUAUUCUAUAUUAAAUUGGCUUUUAUUUUGUAUUUGUAUUAUGCCCAGCGCACAAUGACUUUUGUUUAUAAACAUGUUUUCAAAAUUUCCUAUGAGAGUAAGCAUGGUCACUAGAUUUAGAUCUCAGUCACUCUUACGGAAUUGUCAAAAACAUGUUUACUAAACAAAAGUUAUUGUGCGUUGAGCAUUAUUUGCUAAUUCAUUCUACAAUGACAGAAAAGAGCUAAUAAACUCCAAAGUCUUUUCGGCACGCAAGAAACAUAUGGGAAACAUGGGAAACAUCAUGCCCCUAGCGCCACUCGUGGGAGAAACUAGUGCACUCUUGCGGAAAAAAGCUAUCAGUUCCCAUCCGCGGAGAAAAUUUCCUUCGGUUCAUAUUUUUUUCCAAAGAGCUCUUUAAGUUGAAAAAAAGGAAAAAUGAAAAUAAACCGAUGGAAUCUGUGACGUAUUUCUGUUAAAAAUUGUUUAAAUUUACGGUAACGAAAAACUUAACCGUUAUUAUUAUUAUUAAUCGUAAAGAGAUAUUUGUUACAACGUAAUCAUAUUGCAAAGAUAAUAAUAAUGCUGGCACAACAUUCCAUGAAGGAACAAGGCCUUUCCGCAAGGGGAUUUCUAGACAUGCAUUAUUAUUUUUUCUUGUACGAGAUGAGGUUGCCAGUCCCAUGCCCGUGGAAUCAAGUGCAGUGAAGCUCACUGGGUGCAAUCUGAACACCUUUAACGUCAGAAAAAUUCCUAGUGACCUAAAGGGGAUUCGAACCCGGGACACUUGCAUCAUACAGCGAGUGCUCUACCACUUGACCCAUUGAGUAAUUUACAAAGGCAAAGUCGUAUAUCCUAGUAUAUCCUGUGUUGGCAGAAUUGGCUAUGUCCAUUGUAGACCCCCUAGGAGUCCCUUCCCCGCAAUGUGGAUGUGCUUCUUCGGCUUCUUCAGUGCCUACGCCCGUUUUGGACAGAGCCGACACAUUUUAUUACGUUUUAUCGUUUUUAUCACAUGCUAAAAUGUCGAACUCAUAAUUUUGAGCAUCGCGUCAGAGAUCUUAUCCAUCCAAGACCCAACGGUCUUGCCUAUUGCUCCACUGAGAUUCCUACUUAAUCAUUGAAAGGGCUUUAAUGCUAAUCGUCUGUGUUUUAAUAUCUCCACCGGCAAUUAGGUAAUAAUCUUGAUUCAGAAUGAGUUCUUCAAAGUGUAAAUAAGCUCAAACUAUUACUUAUUCAGUCUAUUCCUGUCUAGGAAGAGAAAAAAGUCAUAUAAGAGCUUUCUGAGUUAUUCAGACACAAUUUGGGUUAGCUUUGGAUUCAGUCAUUCUUUUAUUACUUUGUUGAGUUGGGGGAAAGCCUCGUAUCAGACUUAUCAGACCAUGAGACAGGGUUACAAAAAAGAAUAGGAUGCUGAAGAGGCUUACAACAACGGUAGGACGGUAAAAUCCCGAUCUUUUAAGUGCAAAUGACAGAGCUUUGGAUAUUGCUCGAUUUUGGAUUAUCAUCGUGUCGGGAUAUUGAUUAUAAUGUAAUCAUGUUUCUCUAUUAUUAUACUCAUUGCUAUUGUAUCCCGUAUUGGAAGAAAUCCGUAGCGUUGAUCCUUUUUUCGUGCUUCCGGAGUUUUUUUGGGCAGACGCAGUGCAUUUUUUACGUUUUAUUCCAUGUGAACAUACCUUUUGUAAAAAUAUUCAGUUGCUUGCGCCAGGCGGGACUUGAACUCACAACUGUGAGAGUUGAUUCAGAUAUCUUAUCCGCUCAAGACGAAACUGUCUUACCUAUUGUGACGCUGAGAUCUCCUCAAUUUUGGGUGAAAACGGUAUACCGGUUUCGACAUGACGAAGAAGAUUGAUUGCUUUGAACAUUGAUAUCGACGGUAAGAUGGCGAUGGCCGUAUUAGAAUAAUUUUAAAAAUAAUCCGAAGUGUAAAUUUCUUGUGGGAAAGGAGAGAUUGGGGAACUCAAGCUGUUUCUGCGAAGAAAAUCAACAUAAGAGACUUCUAAGAUCGGAUUUUGGCACAAUUCUAUCUGAAUUUGAACAAUUCUAACCGAUUUUAGGACAAUUCAAUCUCAGUACAAUGCGACGAAUGCGCGCGCAGUAAAUGACAUCAGUAUCAAUAUCUCUAACCGUUCGACGUCAGGGGUUGGGGUGGGGGGUACACAGAUCUGUCACUCAUGGUUCACUUUGGGUGUCGAUUAGCGCGAUCCUAGGGACUCACCGUGAUGUCACAUAUAUAAGAUUAAUAUUAAGAAAAGUCGGAGAGAGAAGUAUAUAGUAUUCAAAAUUUCAAAUGGAAUAUCACGUGUGUUAGAAAGAGUACACUCUAGUGGAGUAAUACGAUGUGUAAGAUAUUACUGUUCGUAUUAAUUGCUUUCUGAAUCGUAUUACAGGCAAUUCGAGCAAUUUUCCAUGCGUUCCAACUGUGAUUCGGUCAGUUUUCGAGAAAAACGCGAAAGAAAGGCAAGAUAAAACACUUGCUAUCCUUUGUUGGCAUUCUCGCAGUUCAGAAAGUAUUAAUCUUAAUAUUAAUCUUAUAUGUGACAUAGUCAUCAUUGUGCGUCCCUGGUGACUGAUUGCGCGGUACUGGAGACUAAAAUCGCGCGAUCAACACGAUAUGCCACUCUCCGUUCAUUCGCUGGCCAUAUUUAUUCACCCCUGUUCAGCGUUUUCGUUUAUAACUGUUCUCAACUGUUCUUAAAAGUUCAGAAUAGCACAUUAACAUGGAAAUUGUCUUUUUAAGAUCGAGCAAUAACAAAAAUAAAAACAAGAUUAUCUUAUAUAUUUCAAAUUUUUCGAUCUGACGAGUUUUCUCCCCUUAAAAUCCAACCAAAAAGAUAAAUAAAAAAAAGGAAGAAUAUUCUAAAAUUAGCAAACGUUUGACUUUUUGAACAAGAAGUAUGAAAAAGAAUUCUACCGGUUUCACAUAGACUAAAAGCAAAAUACUCCUCACAAGGAAACUCUGUGAAAAAGACAAGAGUUGAACCUUCUUUUUAUUUUGGAAAUUUCCCUUUUUGUUGAGAUUUUUCUUUUAGAAGAGAAAUACAAGUAUUUUUAAAUGUUUUAUUUUAGAGAAAUCCAUUCAAAAUCAAUGAAUUGGCAUUUUUGAAAAAGAACGAAAGAAGAUCCGACACAACUUGAUGGUAAAGCACUUUACAUUUGGGGAGAUCGAAUGAAGCGAAUAUGAGAAAAGUGAAGAAAAAUUAGUGGAAAAUUUAGACAAUUCUCCUGAAAAGAAAUAAUGGAUAUCUCAAUGGGGAAUUGUUUGAAAUAAAAGAUGCUCUUUCAAAUUUCAAAAAAAAAAGAAAAGAAACAAUAUUCUCAGUGAAGAAGAGAAAAGAUUAUAAACUUAAUAGUUUUUAAGCAAUAUAACUCGCAAUAAGCAGUAUUAUAUAUUUUUCGAUAAAGAUGAUAAGAAGCAUGUGUGUGUUACAUGAAAAUUCUUUUCUUGUUUCACGCCGUCUCCUUGUACGUUUAAUUCAUUGAUUUAUGCUAAUUACAUUUUUAAAAAAUUCAUGCUAAAACUAAAAAAUCAUACUUAAUCAUGUAGCUGAGAGAUAGAGAAGAUAUAAAAUGAUGAUGAUGAUAUUUUCUAGAUUUCUCUUUUACACUAUUUUUUUCUCUUUUGAAUUUUUUUUGGGUUCUAUUUUUUCUAGAUUUUCAAUACUAAUUCCUCAUUUAACCGUUCUUUCUCCAUCCUAUAUCUUUUGAUAUCUUCGUAAUUAGCAAUGCAAAAUACAUUUUUAAAAAAUGAAUUAUGAUAAGAAAUCAAUCUCAAUAAAAAUCUUCUGUAUCAAACAGGAGGGGGAGCAUGGUUGAUUUCUUAUUUCAUAAAAAAUUCUAUGAUAUUAAUAGAAGAAAAAAGUGAAAAUUUUUUGCAAUUUUAAAAAGCAUAUUUAGAUGAAAAACAAAACGUGAAAGCAAGUGAGACAAGAAAAAUUUAAGCAAGAUUCAACAAAUAAGAUUUUUUGAAAAUUAUUAGAUAACAUAUUUGAAAAUUUUUGAACUAUUUGAACAAACAAGAAUUGAUAAGCAAGAAAUUCAAAUAAUUAUUAAAACAAAAAUUACUCACAAAAAGAACAAGAUUUUAAAGAAUAUGAAAAAAACGCUUGUGAAAAACCUCAUUGUAAUAUUAAAUGAAAAAAAAAACUUAGUGAUUAGCUUUUCUGAUUGUUAGUAAUUAUUUUUAUUUUUAUUUUAUUUGUUUACAUGAAAACAAAUUCCCCGCACUUGCCUCAUUAAUUUAUUGUAUUUUUUCUUCUAAAUGUGGUAACUCUAAUUAUUUAUCCAAUUAAUAUUUAAAAAACAAAAACGUAAUUAUCUGUCUCUUCCCUAUAAUUUAAUUUCUUGCACUAAAAUAGAUAUGAGUGAUAAAGGCAAUUCAAGGAGCGCCAAUGCUCUAUUUCUUGAAUAUUAUUCAACAUAAAAAUUAUCACUUGAGACUUUUCUUUUAGGAAAAAAAAACUCAACAAUUUAACAAAUCCCUUUUCAUUUACAUAUUCCCGUAAAAUAAACCUCUUAAUUAGUUUCCAAAAUGAGAAAGAAGUUUUAAAAGAAACGUAGUUGACAGCAAUUAAUUAUGUUUAGGUGCCUUAAUGUUAGACUUGUAUUCUAAUCUAAAUAAUUGUAAUAAGUAAUGAUCACAAGAUUCUCCUUAGAAUUUAGUUUGAGUAUUUAUUUGAAAAACAAAAAAUCUAAAAAUAUAACUCUUGUUUUUUUUAUUAUCAAAAAACAAAAAUUGAAAAAUAAUAACGAUUUUGAUUGAAAUCCAAUCAAAAAUUUUACCUUUUCAUCCUUUGUUUUAGAAUUUGUAAUAUUUUUUUUUUGUUGUAAAACAAAUAGUAAACGUUUUUUUUUUGUUAAUCAGUUGUAUCCUUUUUGGCGCCAUUAUUUCUUAGUAUGAUUGAAUAUGUCUCUAUAUAGUGAACGAUACAUAUAACCAUAUAUAAAAUCGAAUAUUAGAGAUAUGAGUUUGUGUUUUGUUCAAUAUAAAUAUUGUCAUUGCUAUUUUUAGUAUAUAUAUUUUCUUUUUUUUUAUUAAAGAUAUUAGUAAUUUUGAAAAAGAUACUGUCGUAACGAGUUUUUUGGAAAAUAUUCUUUUUUAUUUUUUUGAUUUUAAAACAGUAUUUUUUUUUUGUUAGAAUAAUAUAGUAAUACAGCGACUGUAUAAAAUUUUUUAUGGAGGAAAUAUCUAUCUAGAUUUUUUUAAUAAAAUAUUGCGAAAAUUAGUAGUAGAUUAUUUUUUUUUUGUUCUUUUAUGUAUAUAUAAAAUAUAAAAGCAGUUCAGUGGAAUGAUAUUUUUUAUAUAGUAUUUAUUUUUAUUUAUUUUAAAAACUAACGUAGUUUUUUGUUGGAUCGAGAUUCAAAAGUAAUAUAUUUAUAUAUUUGUCAUAAUUUUGGUUUUAUUUAAAUUUUGAGAUAAUAAAAGCUAAAUACUAAAAUAAAAUCGAAUAUAUAGAGAAACUGAAGAAAAAAAAGUGAGAAAAACAUAUCGAAAAUCUUUUGAUGAAAAUCACAAAUUAAUAAUUCUUCAAAUGAGAACGUCUGUGAAUAGCAUCAUAUCAUUUUGAAGAUUAUAAAAAAAAAAAGAUUUUUAAAAACAAUUAUUUCUCUUUUUUAAAACGAAAUGCUCACUCUUUUUUUAUUAAUAAUUCAAUAAAUUCAACUAGAUAGUCUUACUUCAAGAAAGAAAGUGAUUGUAAUUUUUGAUCUUUUCAAACAUUAAAAAAAAUAAAAGAAAUUACUAAUAAUGCUCCUAAAGAUAUUUUCUUCGUUUUUUACAAAAAAGAAAAUUAAACUUGACAAUAAGUAAGCAAUAAUUGAGAUAUAAAAGAAACAUAAAAUUAUGACGUUUUUUAUAUAAAACUAACUAAAAUGAAAAAUUGAUACAAAUGUGAGUCUGUUGAAAAUUUAGUGAGAUAAAAAAAAACAUUAAAUCUUAUAGAAGAACGUGAAAAUUAAAAAUUUUGAAAUGUUUUUUGAUACUAUUCUUAUUCCUCUUGAAAACAAAAGAAUAAAAAAAUAUUAGAUUUAGUAAUAAUGUGUAAAAUCUCUAAAAAAGAAAAAUUACAAUUUUGUAUUGAAAAUAUUUUGAGUCUAAAAUUGCUAUAAACUUUAAAAGGAUUUAACCAUUGAGAAAAAUUAAGGAAAAACUAACGGUACAUAUUUAUUGAAUAAAAGUACAAACUUAUAUCUCUAUCGCGGUGGAUAAGAAAUACAAAAAAAAAAAAAUUAAGACCUUCUAUAGAGACCAAAAAUUCGCGAAAAAAACUAUGAAUCUUUCAAUUUCUUUUCGAUAUAAUCGUUUAUCUUUUGAUUUACGUCGCGAAACCUGAUGAAAAAAAGCUAAAAGAAAAAAUAAAUACAGUGGACCAAAAGAUACCUAAUAUUUUUAUCACAGAAUCUUAAUGCUUCCAACAACUUUUCUUCAGUGUAAGAAAGAAAAAAACCUUUGUAAGUUUUACUUGUAAUAUUUUUGUUUUUUAUCUGAAAUUUUUAAAUUUGUUUUAUUUUAAAAUUUUCUUUUUUAAAAGAUAAUAUACUGGACAUUUCUGUAGAACAUUAUUAAUGAUGAAAUAAUGAAAAGUCGUUGAAUAUUAUUUGUGUGUAGAGCUUUGGCACUUCUCAAAUUAUCUGCUUAAAACUAUUUUUUAUGUUUUUCUAUAUCUAUUUUUUCUUCUUCUUUUUAAUAAAAUCCUUCUUUCCCAAUUUACAUAUCCUGUCUAUUUCAUACGGAGUAAUGUCUCUUCACUCAUGAUUAAACUGCAAUGCAAAAGUAUUUGUAAAAAUCUUUUAAUGUUUUUUUUAAUGAGAUUACUCAUCGAAAAGUCUCUGAAAAAAUCAUUUCUAGUAUUCGAAUACUAUCAUUGCAAUUUAAUAAUUUAAUUAAAUUUCUCCCUCAAAUAACAUCUUUUACGAAUAAUUUUCAUGUGACAUUUGUUUUUUAAAUUAGUUUUAUAGUAAAACAAAGUAUUAGUGAUGCUUAUUGUGAAAAGCAAAAAGAUAUAUUUUAGUUCUUCUUAGGUUCAUGGAAGACUUAUUAGUGUAAAAAGAAUGUUGUGUAAAAGGAAGAAGAAUAUUAGUAGAAAGAAAAAGUGGAACAAAGAAGCAAAGAAAAAAAAGUAAAAAUUUUUACAAUAAAGAGAAAAAAGGAGUUUAAAAAAUAAACAACCACAGAUUCCUACUAGAAGUAGAAUGGAUAUUUUUCAAAACAAAAAAAAAGAAUAAACAUUUGUUUCCUUGUUUGCCUUUUUUUGCAAGUGAAAAAAAUAAACAAUAAAUUACAUGAGAGUUGUAAUUUUUUUGCAAAUGAUCUGUAAAAAAUUGCACUUUUCUAAAUUGCCAUUUAUGUUGAUGUAAUUUUUACAAAAUGAAAAAUUAGAUAGCUUUUAAAAAAAAAUACCAAGAAAUUUGAAGUUGAAUAUACUUAGCACACUUAGGAUGCUUGACAGUAUAUUAAUAUAGUGUCAUUUUCUUUUCUUAUUUACUAUCUCGAAUAACUUGCAGAAUAUUAAAAAAUAAAUAAAUUACUUUCAUUUCUUAAAUUUAAUAAGAUGUAUAAAAAAAAAGUAUUGAGAAAAGUAAUAAAAAUCUUGCCGUAUUUUUUUGAUUAUUCUCGGUAAAUAAUCAUAAAUUUGACUGAGGUAUAAUACAGUAAUUUUUUUUUCGUAUAAGAUUUUUUUCUUGUGUUAAGGGAGAGACUUAUUUAAAAAAAAAAAAUUGAGGGAAAGUAUAUUAACUUUUAAGUACUCUUUGAAGAUUAAAUUUGUCCCACUUAGAGACUUUUUAGUUAAUAAGUAUAUAUCUAACGAAUAGGAUAUUUUAGUUUUUUUUUUAAUCUAAGUAUUUUACUUUACUGAAAGUGGCUAUUUAGUUGCUAUCGUCUCAUAUAAGUAUUACUAGAAUCUAAGUUCUUAUUUUUUUUAGUUUUUAGACUUUUAAUGGUUAUUUUUUUAAUUUUUGGUCCCAACGAUGAUCUUAGAAAUUAGUUUUCUUAUUUUUUGUCUUAGUCCUUAAUAUUUUUUUUUGUGAAAGCUGUAGUACUUAAUUUUUAUUUUUCAAUCUUAUUAUUUUCUCAAUUCCAUUAGUUUAAGCACAUAUGCCUAUUACACACUUAAUUUUUAUUUUAAUUACUUUAAAAAAAACUGGAAAAAAAUCUUAAUAAAAUGAUAUCACACAGUAAAAAACAAAAAACAUGAUAUUGAAUUUUAUGUAAAUAUUUAUAAAUAUUAUCGUAUAUUUCUUUCGGUAUUUAGUAUAUAUAGUUUUGGAAUAUUUUUUCGCUAUUGGUGUUUUUAUUUUGUAUUUUUUUAGAUAGUUUUUUUUUUGAAAGAGAUAGAACAAAAGAACGUACUGUGUAAGAUUAAUGGGUAAAGAGCACUUUUAGAUAAAAUUAAUAAACUAAUCAAUUAAGAUACAUAUUAAUUUGCAUGCAAAAUUUUUAGAGAAAUUUACUCUUUAUUUUUUUCUUUAUUUCCACUCUAUGAUUUAUUUUCCUCUUAAAUAUUUUAAUUGUUUUCUUAUUCUUAAAACCUUCAAAAAAUUUUAUUUUGUUUCUUUUCGUCCUCGUGAGAUAAAUUAACAACCCAUUCCCACGCCCUCUAAAAACGAAAAACAAGAAAAUAAUAUACGGAAAGUUAAAGAGCUAAAGGAAAAAGUGUUCAAUUGAAAUAGUAAAAAACAAAAUAUUUCUUUAAAAGAAUUUUUCUAGCCUGAGUAAAUUGUUGUAUUGCUGUUGUGUGAUAAUAUAACAUAAUAAAAAAAUAAAUAAUAGUCAAAAGAACAAAAAAAAAACACUGAAAAUAUACGGAAAAAAUCGUAAUAAAUUUUGUGAAGAAAUUAUAUGAAAUGUGACGAAAUAAUUAUUGCUUUUGUGUGUAGAUAGAUUAUAAAAAAAGAAGGAGAUUAAAACGUAAAAAAUUGUUAUGUGAAUGACAAAAAUUUAUCACGGUAAACAAAGAUAUUACACACAUUUUUCUGCAUGUCUUUUUUAGAGAAAGCAAAUUCCUAAACUAAUCCUUAUCCCUGGAAAUGUAAUAAUCUAAAUAAUGCAAAAAAUAUCACACAUUUAAUAACAAA